Linum trigynum is the source of this 5357-nucleotide messenger RNA. NCBI's taxonomy places the organism in Eukaryota, Viridiplantae, Streptophyta, Magnoliopsida, Malpighiales, Linaceae. The record is from the annotation of a GenBank genome assembly.
UAGGUGCUUAAUGGACUUAAUCAUCGUUGAAGAAUAGCCUUAGACCAAAUCAGUGAUCUGCAACCUUCAAAACCCAUGGUAAAUGGGCAUUCGAAAAAAAUCGUCUAAUAUAUUACGAAAAUGCCAUCCCAAAAUAAAUUCGCCCAAAUCGAUGCUUAAAGGGCUUAAUCAUUGGCGAAGAAUAGGAUCGAUAGACUUCAUUAUAUGUGGAGAAUAGCCUCGGGUUGAAUCCGUGAUCUUUAUCCUCCAAAGUCGAAAGAAAAUGGCAUUUCGGAAAAAUCGCCCCUAAUCGGUGAUGGUAACCCUUUGGGAUGAGCCAAAAAUUGACCCGGAAGAUUUCCGCCCGAAUCGGUGCUUAAUGGACUUAAUCAUCGUUGAAGAAUAGCCUCAGACCGAAUCCGUGAUCUGUAGCUUUCAAAAUCCAUGGUAAAUGGCCUUUCGAAAAAAAUCGUCUAAAAUAUUACGAAAAUGCCAUCCCAAAAUAAAUUCGACCAAAUCGAUGCUUAAUGGGCUUAAUCAUUGGCGGAGAAUAGGAUCAAUAGACUUCAUUAUAUGUGUAGAAUAGCCUCUGGUUGAAUACAUCAUCUGUAGCCUCCAAAAUCGAAAGAAAAUGGCAUUUCGGAAAAAUCGCCAGAAAUCGGUGAUGGUACUCCUUUGGGAUCUGCCAAAAAAUGACCCGGAAGAUAUCCGCCCGAAUCGGUGCUUAAUGGACUUAAACAUCGUUGAAGAAUAGCCACAGACCGAAUCCGUGAUCAGUAGCCUUUAUAAUCCAUGGUAAAUGGGCUUUCCAAAAAAUUCGUCUAAAAUAUUACGAAAAUGCCAUCCCAAAAUAACUUCGCCCAAAUCGAUGCUUAAUGGGCUUAAUCAAUGGCGGAGAAGAGGAUCAAAUGACAUCAUUAUAUGUGGAGAAUAGACUCGGGUUGAAUCCGUGAUCUGUAGCCUCGAAAAUCGAAAGAAAAUGGCAUUUCGGAAAAAUCUCCCGAAAUCGGUGAUGGUACCCCUUUGGGAUCUGCCAAAAAUUGACCGGAAGAUAUCCGCCCGAAUCGGUGCUUAAUGGACUUAAUCAUCGUUGAAGAAUAGCCUCAGACCGAAUCCGUGAUUUGUAUCCUUCAAAAUCCAUGAUAAAUGGCAUUUCAAAAAAAAUCGUCUAAAAUAUUACGAAAAUGUCAUCCCAAAAUAAAUUCGCCCAAAUCGAUGCUUAAAGGGCUUAAUCAUUGGCGAAGAAUAGGAUCGAUGGACUUCAUAUGUGGAGAGUAGCCUCGGGCUGAAUCCGUGAUCUUUAUCCUCCAAAAUCGAAAGAAAAUGGCAUUUCGGAAAAAUCGCCCUAAAUCGGUGAUGGUAACCCUUUGGGAUCAGCCAAAAAUUGACCCGGAAGAUUUCCGCCCGAAUCGGUGCUUAAUGGACUUAAUCAUCGUUGAAGAAUAGCCUCAGACCGAAUCCGUGAUCUGUAGCUUUCAAAAUCCAUGGUAAAUGGCCUUUCGAAAAAAAUCGUCUAAAAUAUUACGAAAAUGCCAUCCCAAAAUAAAUUCGCCCAAAUCAUUGCUUAAUGGGCUUAAUCAUUGGCGGAGAAUAGGAUCAAUAGACUUCAUUAUAUGUGUAGAAUAGCCUCUGGUUGAAUACGUCAUCUGUAGCCUCCAAAAUCGAAAGAAAAUGGCAUUUCGGAAAAAUCGCUCGGAAUCGGUGAUGGUACUCCUUUGGUAUCUGCCAAAAAAUGACCCGGAAGAUAUCCGCCCGAAUCGGUGCUUAAUGGACUUAAACAUCGUUGAAGAAUAGCCUCAGACCGAAUCCGUGAUCUGUAGCCUUCAUAAUCCAUGGUAAAUGGGCUUUUGAAAAAGAUUGUCUAAAAUAUUACGAAAAUGCCAUCCCAAAAUAACUUCGCACAAAUCGAUGCUUAAUGGGCUUAAUCAUUGGCGGAGAAGAGGAUCAAAUGACUUCAUCAUAUGUGGAGAAUAGCCUCGGGUUGAAUCCGUGAUCUGUACCCUCCAAAAUCGAAAGAAAAUUGCAUUUCGGAAAAAUCACCCGAAAUCGGUGAUGGUACCCCUUUGGGAUUUGCCAAAAAUUGACCCGGAAGAUAUCCGCCCGAAUCGGUGCUUAAUGGACUUAAUCAUCGUUGAAGAAUAGCCUCAGACCGAAUCCGUGAUCUGUAUCCUUCUAAAUCCAUGGUAUGUGGCAUUUCGAAAAAAAAUCGUCUAAAAUAUUACGAAAAUGCCAUCCCAUAAUAAAUUCGCCCAAAUCGAUGUUUAAUGGGAUUAAUCACUGGCGAAGUAUAGGAUCAAUAGACUUCAUUAUAUGUGGAGAAUAGGCUCGGGUUGAAUCUGUGAUCUGUAGCCUCCAAAAUCGAAAGAAAAUGGCAUUUCGGAAAAAUCGUCAGAAAUCGGUGAUGGUACCCCUAUAAGAUCUGCCAAAAAUUGACCCGGAAGAUAUCCGCCCGAAUCGGUGCUUAAUGGACUUAAUCAUCGUUGAAGAAUAGCCUUAGACCGAAUCUGUGAUCUGUAGCCUACAAAAUCCAUGGUAAAUGAUCUUUCGAAAAAAAUCGUCUAAUAUAUUACGAAAAUGCCAUCCCAAAAUAAAUUCGCCCAAAUCUAUGCUUAAAGGAAUUAAUCAUUGGCGAAGAAUAGGAUCGAUAGACUCCAUUAUAUGUGGAGAAUAGCCUCGGGUUGAAUCCGUGAUCUUUAUCCUCUAAAAUCGAAAGAAAAUGGCAUUUCGGAAAAAUCGCCCGAAAUCGGUGAUGGUACCCCUUUGGGAUCUGUCAAAAAUUGACCCGAAAUAUAUCCGCCUGAAUCGGUGCUUAAUGGACUUAAUCAUCGUUGAAGAAUAGCCUCGGACCGAAUUCUUGAUCUGUAUCCUUCAAAAUCCCUUGUAAAUGGCAUUUCAAAAAAAAAAUCGUCUAAAAUAUUACGAAAAUGCCAUCCCAAAAUAAAUUCGCCCAAAUCGAUGCUUAAUGGGCUUAAUCACCGGCGGAGAAUUGGAUCAAUAGACUUCAUUAUAUGUAGAGAAUAGCCUCGAGUUGAAUCUGUGAUCUGUAGCGUCCAAAAUCGAAAGAAAAUGGCAUUUCCGAAAAAUCGUCUGAAAUCGGUGAUGGUGCCCCUUUAAGAUCUGCCAAAAAUUGACCCGGAAGAUAUCCGCCCGAAUCGGUGCUUAAUGGACUUAAUCGUCGUUGAAGAAUAGCCUUAGACCGAAUCAGUGAUCUGCAGCCUUCAAAAUCCAUGGUAAAUGGGCUUUCGAAAAAAAUCGUCUAAUAUAUUACGAAAAUGCCAUCCCAAAAUAAAUUCGCCCAAAUCAAUGCUUAAAGGGCUUAAUCAUUGGCGAAGAAUAGGAUCGAUAGACUUCAUUAUAUGUGGAGAAUAUCCUCGGGUUGAAUCCGUGAUCUUUAUCCUCCAAAAUCGAAAGAAAAUGGCAUUUCGGAAAAAUCGCCCGAAAUCGGUGAUGGCCCUUUGGGAUCUGCCAAAAAUUGACCCGGAAGAUAUCCGCUCGAAUCGGUGCUUAAUGGACUUAAUCAUCGUUGAAGAAUACCCUCAGACCGAAUCCGUGAUCUGUAUCCUUCUAAAUCCAUGGUAAAUGGCAUUGCGAAAAAAAAAUCGUCUCAAAUAUUACGAAAAUGCCAUCCCAAAUUAAAUUCGCCCAAAUCGAUGCUUAAUGGGAUUAAUCACUGGCGGAGAAUAGGAUCAAUAGACUUCAUUAUAUGUGGAGAAUAGCCUCGGGUUGAAUCCGUGAUCUUUAUCCUCCAAAAUCGAAAGAAAAUGGCAUUUCGAAAAAAUAGUCUGAAAUCGGUGAUGGUACCCCUUUAAGAUCUGCCAAAAAUUGUCCCAGAAGAUAUCCGCCCGAAUCGGUGCUUAAUGGACUUAAUCAUCGUUGAAUAAUAGCUUCAGACAGAAUUCGUGAUAUGUAUCCUUCAAAAUCCUUGGUAAAUGGCAUUUUGAAAAAAAAUCGUCUAAAAUAUUUCGAAAGGGCCAUCCCAAAAUAAAUUCGCCCAAAUCGAUGCUUAAUGGGCUUAAUCACCGGCGGAGAAUAGUAUCAAUGGACUUCAUUAUAUGUGGAGAAUAGCCUCGGGUUGAAUCCGUGAUCUGUAGCCUCCAAAAUCGAAAGAAAAUGGCAUUUUGGAAAAAUCGCCCGAAAUCGGUGAUGGUACCCCUUUGGGAUCUGCCAAAAAUUGACCCGGAAGAUAUCCGCCCGAAUCGGUGCUUAAUGGACUUAAUCAUCGUUGAAAAAUAGUCUCAGACCGAAUCUGUGAUCUGUAUCCUUCUAAAUCCAUGGUAAAUGGCAUUUCGGAAAAAAAAUCGUCUAAAAUAUUACGAAAAUGCCAUCGCAAAAUAAAUUCGCCCAAAUCGAUGCUUAAUGGGCUUAAUCAUUGGCGGAGAAUAUGAUCAAUAGACUUCAUUAUAUGUGGAGAAUAGCCUCGUGUUGAAUCCGUGAUCUGUAGCCUUCAAAAUGGAAAGAAAAUGGCAUUUCGGAAAAAUCGACCCAAAUCAGUGAUGGUACCCCUUUGGGAUCUGCCAAAAAUUGACCCAGAAGAUAUCUGUCAGAAUCUGUGCUUAAUGGACUUACACAUCAUUGAAGAAUAGCCUCAGACCGAAUCCUUGAUCUGUAGCCUUCAAAAUGCCUGGUAAAUGGCCUUUCGAAAAAAAUCUUCUAAAAUAUUACGAAAAUGCCAUCCAAAAAUAAAUUCACCCAAAUCGAUCUUUGAUCUGUAGCCUCCAAAAUCAACUUCAUUAUAUGUGGAGAAUAGCCUCGGGUUGAAUCCGUGAUCUGUAGCCUCCAAAAUCGAAAGAAAAUGGCAUUUCGGAAAAAUCGCCUGAAAUCGGGGAUGGUACAUCUUUGGGAUCUGCCAAAAAUUGACCCGGAAGAUAUCGGCCCAAAUCAGUGCUUAAUGGACUUAAUCAUCGUUGAAGAAUAGCCUCAGACCGAAUCCGUGAUCUGUAGCCUUCAAAAUCCAUGGUAAAUGUCCUUUCGAAAAAAAUUGUCCAAAAUUUUACGAAAAUGUCAUCCCAAAAUAAAUUCGCCCAAAUCGAUGCUUAAUGGGCUUAAUCAUUGGCGGAGAAUAGGAUCAAUAGACUUCAUUAUAUGUGGAUAAUAGCCACGGGUUGAAUCCGUGAUCUGUAGCCUCCAAAAUCGAAAGAAAAUAGCAUUUCCGAAAAAUCGCCCAAAAUCGGUGAUGGUAACCCUUCGGGAUCUGCCAAAAAUUGACCCCGAAGAUAUCUGCCCGAAUCGGUGCUUAAUGGACUUAAUCAUCGUUGAAGAAUAGCCUAAGACCGAAUCUGUGAUCUGUAGGCUUCAAAAUCCAUGGUAAAUGGCCUUUCGAAAAAAAUCGUCUAAAAUAUUACGAAAAUGCCAUCCAAAAAUAAAUUCGCCCAAAUCGA